Molecule: messenger RNA, 2919 nt
Organism: Acinonyx jubatus (cheetah)
Lineage: Eukaryota; Metazoa; Chordata; Mammalia; Carnivora; Felidae
Gene: DTNB
Product: dystrobrevin beta
Exons: 26
Coding region: 427-2565 (712 amino acids)
Biological process (GO): synaptic signaling
Cellular component (GO): plasma membrane; synapse
Molecular function (GO): zinc ion binding
Source: RefSeq, a predicted model, not a curated record
CGCGCCCUCGCGCCCUCGCGCCGGGGGCGGGCUUGCUGCGCGUGCCGGGCGGGGAAACGGCGCGAGCCGGGCGCCUGAGAACGUUCACCGCGGGGGCGGCUCCGGGGCCUGAGCGGGCGCAGCCGCCACCUCAGCCGCCGGGGCCGGGCCGGAGGAGGCGGAGGAGGCUGCGGCCGCCCGAGACCCUCUCGACGUCCCCAGCUCCUGCCGGGAAAGAGAGAGCACAAGCUGGGGAGAAGGGCAGAGGGAGAGAGAGAGAAUCUUAAGCAGGCUCCACACUCAGCAUGGAGCCGGACUUGGGACUCCACCCCACCACCUUGGUAUCAUGACCGGAGUUGAAAUCAAGGGCCGGACGCUCAACCUACUGAGCCACCUAGGUGGCCCCUGGAUUUCUUUCCUUUUAAAGGCUAAAUACUCUUCCAUUGUAUGAUGAUUGAGGAAAGUGGGAACAAGCGGAAGACCAUGGCAGAGAAGAGGCAGCUGUUCAUAGAAAUGCGUGCUCAGAAUUUUGAUGUCAUACGACUAUCAACUUAUAGAACAGCUUGCAAAUUACGAUUUGUACAAAAGCGAUGCAACCUCCAUCUUGUUGAUAUCUGGAACAUGAUUGAAGCCUUCCGAGACAAUGGCCUUAAUACACUGGACCAUACCACUGAGAUCAGCGUGUCCCGCCUCGAAACUGUCAUCUCCUCUGUCUACUACCAGCUGAACAAGCGCCUUCCUUCUACUCACCAAAUCAGUGUGGAGCAAUCGAUCAGCCUCCUCCUCAACUUUAUGAUUGCUGCAUAUGACAGUGAGGGCCGAGGCAAAUUGACCGUAUUUUCAGUUAAAGCUAUGUUAGCAACGAUGUGUGGUGGAAAAAUGCUGGACAAAUUGAGAUAUGUUUUCUCCCAGAUGUCAGAUUCCAAUGGCUUAAUGAUAUUUAGCAAGUUUGACCAGUUUCUGAAGGAAGUUCUGAAGCUCCCAACAGCUGUCUUUGAAGGGCCAUCUUUUGGUUACACAGAGCACUCAGUCCGCACCUGUUUUCCACAGCAGAAAAAGAUCAUGCUAAAUAUGUUUUUAGACACAAUGAUGGCCGAUCCUCCCCCCCAGUGCCUUGUCUGGCUACCUCUCAUGCAUAGGCUUGCCCAUGUGGAGAAUGUCUUCCACCCCGUGGAGUGCUCCUAUUGCCGGUGUGAGAGUAUGAUGGGCUUCCGGUACCGAUGCCAGCAGUGCCACAACUACCAGCUCUGCCAAAACUGCUUUUGGCGUGGCCACGCCAGCGGCCCUCACAGCAACCAACACCAGAUGAAGGAGCACUCCUCCUGGAAAUCCCCUGCAAAGAAGCUGAGCCAUGCAAUUAGUAAAUCUUUGGGGUGUGUACCCACCAGAGAACCCCCACAUCCUGUUUUUCCUGAGCAACCAGAGAAACCACUUGACCUUGCAAAUAUAGUUCCUCCUCGUCCUCUGGCCAACAUGAACGACACCAUGGUGAGCCACCUGUCCUCUGGGGUGCCCACCCCCACCAAGAGGGUUCAGAAUGUGAAUGGUGGUAUUAGUCUCUGGACUAAGACUGAGAACAACAGAAAUAUUGGCAAAACGAAGAAAGGAGGCAAACUGAAAUUGGCCAAGCCAGAAAUUAUCCAUUUGUGGACUCAGGCUAUUGGUGCUCUUCCCUCCUGUGAAAUGAGAACUGUUAACAUCAAGAGAGCAGCAGCCGUGUCUGGAUCCUGCUUACUGUGGUUACAGUAUAGCCAGGAUAUACCCAGUCACUUGGCCGAUGAGCAUGCGCUGAUAGCCUCCUAUGUGGCCCGUCUGCAACACUGUGCACGUGUCCUGGACAGUCCUAGCCGACUGGAUGAGGAACACCGGCUUAUAGCUCGCUAUGCUGCCCGGCUGGCUGCAGAAGCAGGAAACGUGACUCAAGUUAUGGCUUUGGAGGAGGAGGAGGAGAAAGAGGAGACCCGUCCUCCUACUGACUUGAGCUUUAACUUUGAUGCCAACAAACAACAAAGACAGCUUAUUGCAGAACUGGAAAACAAAAACAGGGAGAUCCUGCAAGAGAUUCAGCGUCUCCGUCUGGAGCAUGAGCAGGCUUCCCAGCCCACCCCUGAGAAGGCCCAGCAGAACCCCACGUUGCUGGCUGAGCUGCGGCUGCUGAGGCAAAGGAAAGAUGAACUGGAGCAGAGAAUGUCGGCGCUGCAGGAGAGCAGGCGCGAGCUGAUGGUUCAGCUGGAGGGGCUGAUGAAGCUGCUGAAGGAAGAAGAGCAAAAGCAGGCAGCUCAGGCCACAGGAUCACCACAUACAUCCCCCACUCACGGAGGCGGCCGCCCGAUGCCCAUGCCUGUCCGCUCAACGUCUGCUGGCUCCACCCCCACCCACUGUCCGCAAGACCCACUGAGCGGAGUCGGGGGAGACAUGCAGGAGGCCUUUGCACAAGGUACGAGGCGAAACCUCCGCAGUGACCUGCUGGUGGCCGCUGAUUCCAUCACCAACACCAUGUCAUCCCUGGUGAAGGAGCUCCACUCAGCAGAGGAAGGUGCAGAGGAAGAAGAAAAGAAGAUGCAAAGUGGGAAAGAAAGAGGUUAGCAGAGGAGCCGGGACAGAGAGGAAGCGCGGGCACAGGGGACAUGCAGCAAGCUGGCGUUGACAUGAGGAAGGCGAGAUCUUCCCCCAGAGGCGCAUUCCUGUCCAUCUUUCGGCUGCACACCUGGACCAGGCUUGCAGGCUGCCAGACGUCACUACCUGGCAGGAAGAGGGGAGCCCAAGCCGGUGGGAAAUGGGAGGGACUGCCUGAUGCCGCUGCCGCCGGUGGGCCUCCCCCUUGCACAGUCCUGCAUGAACUAGCAUCUUCCUCACUCCCCUCGGGCCACGGUCUCAUCUCUGCAACAGGAAUUUACCGGGAGGUUGAAAAGAGAAAAGAAACAGCACGAAUCUCCUGUG